AUGUCCUCCAAGCUGCUUUCGACGAACAUGCAGAGUACCAACGCCCGUCGUACAAAUCGCCGGAGCCUAUCACACGAGAACUGGAGGAAGCAUCUGGGCAAUGAAGACUUUUACAACGCAUAUAUGAACUUCUUCUCAGAGGAGAUUCAGAAACAUGGGCUAUCACAGACGUUCGAAAAGUUUAUCUUUAGCCACGAGGCCAACUGGGCUAAAGACGAGGCUCGGAUGCUGGACCAGUUUGGAGUGGAAGGAAUGGCGGUGGAAGGAUUGGCACAAGCCGCGGUUCACAAAACUGCGUAUCAAAAGCUCUAUGACGCUAGCUACUUCAACCCAUCAAAUUCCACCGGAAGCUACCUUGCAUCCCUUACGUCAGCACUAUCCCUUGCCUCCUCAAAUGCGAAGCCUCAGCACACCCAUGCGUUCACUAUCCUUGCACGUAUUCUCGAGGAUGACCGUCUUGAAGCCGGAAAAACCUGUGCAAAAGAUAGGGAUAUUAUUCGAGAGUAUGCAUCUCUCUGGAAAGUCAGCGAGGACGAGAAGGAAAUACAAGAACGGGUAGAAGAGCUGGCGUGGCUGGUAACCUUGAUGUUCGGGAUUGGAGGAUGGAAAAAGGAUCGUGAGUUCAAGGCAGACUUCUUUUUAGUUCAUCUGGUAACAUCAGACUUGUUCAUUCCCUCGAUUUUAUCGCUUCUCAAGCCAGCAGACAAAGUGGUACUUCUGCGCGCAUACUUCCCGAUUCUCCUUGGGUACUUUGUGUCCCGUGGGCGUCCCGUCGUUGAUGUCAAAGUCGGGAACCCGUGGUACACCCUCUUGACACACACCGUUCCCCAUCGAGAUGAACAUCACGUCAAAGCGGAGCGGGCGCUUGCUCACUCUGCUGCACUGUACGGGAUCCGUGCAAAAGGCCACUUCUCGCACACGGAGCUGAAAGGUGCGGAGGAAAUCGACGGGACGCUAUUCAUUCGGACCGGAGGACUACUUAUGGGUGCGCUCAAAUGGAUAUUUGAGCUAGAGAAGGAAAUAGAUGACCAAGGAAACGAUGCGCUGUGGAGUCGAGACGGACUUGGAUGGGAUUGA
Molecule: messenger RNA, 1077 nt
Organism: Rhizoctonia solani
Lineage: Eukaryota; Fungi; Basidiomycota; Agaricomycetes; Cantharellales; Ceratobasidiaceae
Exons: 7
Coding region: 1-1077 (358 amino acids)
Molecular function (GO): oxidoreductase activity
Source: RefSeq, a predicted model, not a curated record